Messenger RNA from Talpa occidentalis (Iberian mole), 6899 nucleotides. It is a transcript of the gene FRMPD3, whose product is annotated as FERM and PDZ domain containing 3. Gene Ontology annotation, cellular component: cytoskeleton. NCBI's taxonomy places the organism in Eukaryota, Metazoa, Chordata, Mammalia, Eulipotyphla, Talpidae. The transcript is spliced from 13 exons. Bases 768 to 6011 code for a protein of 1747 amino acids. The record is from RefSeq and is a predicted model, not a curated record. Gene Ontology annotation, molecular function: protein binding.
UUGUGGGCACCAGGAGAACCAUCUGGUCUGCCUCCCAGGUGUUGGGACAGCGAUUUCUCUUCUCCCGGCUCAUCUGGGAUUCAGGUCUGUGGGUAGCCACAGAACACAGCUCCCCUUCUUGCCCACAGGAGCCAUUUCCCAGGUGUCCCGUUAACUGAAAGAAGUUGGCAUUGUCUACAAUUGUGUAAGGUAAUGGUCCUCAACAUUAGCACAUUUGUUUAUAUAUGCCAUCUCCAUUGUUUAUUUUUAUAUAUAACCCAAGGGAUAUUAAAGUUUAAAAUUGCACAAGGACUUCAUGAAGAUGCUCUAAAUUCUGAAAUGACUUCACAUUCCUUCCCCACUAAUGUGCUUGUUUUGUGCUCUGUUCCCUUAGGGUUUGGGUUUCCCUUAGGGAGUUAAUAGCCAAUUCGAGGGGGUCAUACCAAUUAACCAUUGGAAUAACACGUUUGCUUUCAGGUGCCUGCUAGCGCCCCCAAUUUCUUGGAGGAAAAGACUGAGUCUGAAUGACAGCCUCAGUGGCGCCAGUCUCCUCUGUUGGCUCUGGCCCUGUAGCCAAGUGGCUUUUCCUUCCUAGACUCCCCUUUCUCCAAUCUGAAAUGUGAGAUGGUCGUCACCUCUGCAGGUUCCAAAGGAUGUAGGAAGCUAAGCUCGUGAACUCCUGGGUGCCAGGGCCGACACCCUGAUGGGUGUCCCUCACCACUGGUUCUGAGGCUUAGGUGCCUUUGCGUCUUGUUUUGCUCCCAUCUUCCCCCUCCCCCAGUCAUGUGAUGCAGGAAGAGAGCGCAAAUGCUAUGGAAUGUGAGCAGCUGCCAGCAGAGACGCUGCGACAAGUGACCAUUCACCGAGACCCUAUAUAUGGCUUUGGCUUCGUGGCCGGCAGUGAGAGGCCUGUGGUGGUGCGAUCUGUGAGGCCAGGAGGCCCCUCUGAGGACAAGCUCCUGGCUGGUGACCAGAUUGUGGCUAUUAAUGAGGAAGACGUGAGUGAAGCCCCCAGGGAGAGGUUCAUAGAACUCAUCAGGAGUGCUAAGGAAUUCAUCGUUCUUACAGUUCUGCACACUCAUCAGUCCCCCAAAUCUGCCUUCAUCAGUGCUGCUAAGAAGGCCAAGCUGAGAUCCAAUCCAGUGAAGGUCCGAUUUUCUGAGCAGGUGGCAGUUGGAGAAACAGAUGCAGAUGUGAUGGUGACAUUACAGGACCGUCUUUCCCUGAGGUACAUCGAGCAUUUUGCUCUUGUCCUUGAGUAUGCUGGGCCAGAGCAGAACCACAAGUUCCUGCUUCUCCAGGACAAGCAGCCCCUGGCUUAUGUGGUGCAGCGCACGCACUAUCAAGGAAUGAAAUGCCUCUUCCGAAUAAGCUUCUUUCCCAAAGACCCUGUGGAGCUGCUGCGUCGGGAUCCUGCUGCUUUUGAGUACCUGUAUAUCCAGAGUCGAAAUGAUGUUAUCCGAGAACGCUUUGGAAUGGACCCCAAGCCAGAGAUGCUUUUGGGCCUAGCUGCUCUCCACAUCUAUAUCACUGUCUCAGCCACUCGACCUAGUCAGAAGAUCUCGCUCAAGAAUGUGGAGAAGGAGUGGGGCCUGGAACCCUUUCUUCCCCCCUCCCUCCUGCAGGGCAUCAAAGAAAAGAAUCUCCGGAAAUCUCUCUCUCAGCAACUGAAGGCCCACCAAACACAUCCUUCCAGCGGCACCAAGGGCUCCGCCAUUCAGGCAAAGCUCCAGUAUCUUCGAAUUCUGAAUGAACUUCCGACCUUCACAGGCGUUUUGUUCAACACUGUGGGCCUGGAUGAGAAGCAGUCGGCCACCACUCUUCUGGUGGGACCCCGUCACGGCAUCAGCCAUGUUAUUGACCUCAAAACCAACCUCACCACUGUGCUGUCCGAGUUCAGCAAGAUCAGCAAGAUCCAGCUGUUCCGGGAGAACCAGGGCGUGGCCCGGGUGGAGACCAGCAUCAUGGAUGCCAAGCCUCUGGUGCUGUUGAUGGAGUGGCCGGAAGCCACCAACUUUGCCUGCCUGAUUGCUGGGUACUGCCGCCUCCUGCUGGAUUCCAGGAAGAUGGUCUUCUCCAGGCCCACCAGCCAGCCUCUUCCACCUCCAAUGAUCAAGGCAGAUUACAUGCACAGCGCCCACCGCCCUGUCACUGGGGGCCACCUGGGGAAAAAGGAGAGUAGUUAUGUGGGCAGCGUGGGCACCAGCCCCAGGAAAUCGAGCCGCUGCACGCCCCCGCCUGCCGACUCUGAGCUUGUCAGCUUUUGCUACCUCCACAUGCGUGAACAAAGGAAGGAACAGGAAAGCCGGACAGAUGUCAACGAGAACUUAAUCUUCUUUGAGGAGACCAGGCCCCGGACCAAAUCUGACCCCACGUCCAAAAGCUCUGGCCAAGGUUAUGAUGUGGUCCCCGAUGACUUUGAUGUAGCCAGCCUAGACCACGAGCCUUGUGCCAGCAGGGCCCGGUCCUACACCUUGGACAAUUCCCUUGGGGCUGAAGCCCUGAAUUUCUACUGUGACUCUUGCAAAGCCAAACUCCAGGAGCAGCUGGGCCCUCGCAAAAGUGGGAGGCCUGGCUCCUCUCGUGACAAUAUGAUAGACUUAAUGUCCCUCCCACCCCCUGGGAGUGAAGAGGAGGAAGAGGAGGAAGAUGAGAGCACUUCUUUGUUGCCUGCAAUUGCUGCCCCACCUCCUGGUUUCCGAGACAACAGUUCUGAUGAGGAUGACCCCAAACGCCGGGCCGUCCAGAGCCAGGAGCAAGGACGCCACCUGCGCGGACUCCUGUAUGAUGAGAUUCCAGUGACACUGAUUGACAGUGUGCAGACCCGGACAGUCCGAGAUCAUGCCCAGGAGCUAGAUGAUGCCCUGGUGUCUACUCUGCAGGCUCUGGAAGCCCUGGCAGCCUCAGAGGAUGGACCCCAUCCCCCACCCCCACAGACUGCAGGUCUGAUUGUGCUGGCCACAAUCACCCCUGAAUCAUCGUUGGACUCAGGCCAUGAAACCAACUCUUCAGAGCUCACAGACAUGUCAGAGAUGAUGUCUGCCAUGAAGCAGCACCAGAACACUACCUACUUCCUGGCCCAGCACCUCAACAAGGAUAGCCUCCUGGCCCGCAAGGACCUGCCCUUCCGGAUCCAGAGCUGCGCAGCCCAGGCUGUUCUCACAGCCCCUUACUCUCUCGGGCGCCCAGAUCCCAACCCAUCCCUCCAACCAGCAGUCCCAGGCCAAAGUCCUGGCCCCCCUGGCGCUCGGAGGAAGCUGCUGCAGUCAGAGGCUCAGCCACAGAGAGAGCGAACGUACGCCCUGGCGGUGCACCCGGCACUGUCCCCGCAGCUCAGUGAGCAGAAGAACCUGAGCCUGCUGUCCCCAGUUCCUGAGGACAAAGGGCCUGGCCACACUCGUGGAGGCAUGGAGAUGUCACUGAGGGCGACCACACCAUCCCUCAGUGAAGAGCAGGUCUCUGAGCUGAGGGAGAACCUGCCCAAGGAAGUCAGGUUGAGCCCCAAGCUUAUCCUGGACCCAAAGGGCAGUGUGACCCCGGCCAUCAUCUCAGCCGCCCUACAGCAGGUGGUUCACACUAAGAGUCUAGCCACCCCUGGCGGUGCCUUAGGGACACCCCCCAGCAGUGGGGAGAGAAGACUGGAGGCCAGCGUGGGGAGGCCUGAGGUCAGCAUGGGAAGACCAGAAGUUAGCGUGAUGAGUGGCAGUACUAAGAAUCUUAAGUUCAAAAUGAGCCCUGGUGCUCCGGAGACCUCUAGGAAUUCCCAACAGCAGCUGAGCCCAGAGAUCUCUUCCUGCUCCAGAGCACCCACAAGCAGCCGGGCUGACAGCCUGCACCUCUCCCCUCAAGAAGACAGGCUGCCUGCCCAAAGUUUCCCCCCCAAAAGCUAUCUUGCACGAGCAAGUCGAGAGUCAGUGAGCAAGCAAGCGAUAGGGGAGGUGGUAGGCAAGGGUGGGCCAGAGGGUACUAAGCUUGCCCUACAUAAGCAGGGCACUGUCUCUAGCCAGGGGGAGAAGGGGCAGCUGGAGAUCACGCCCCAAGGCAGCAAGCUUGAGGAGACCAGCCUGGUCCCCCGAGCCAGCUACCCCAUGGCUCUGCAGAGCCCCAGCUGCCAGCCACGAGGCCACAGCCCCAGCUGCCAGCCACGAGGCCACAGCCCCAGCUGCCAGCCCCGUGGACACAGCCCCAGCAAUCAGUCCCGAGGUCAGAGUCCCAGCUGCCAACCUCGAGGUCAGAGCCCAUUGAGGCCUCAGGUCACCAGCCGGCAGGUGAGCACGAUGCCCUCCAGGAAGCUUGAAACAACCCUGGAUGGAGCCCACUCGGCCUCGGAAGGCCCCACAAAGCCCAAAUCAUCCCGAGGGCCUUUCCGACUUCGCAAUUUGUUCUCUGCCACUUUCCCCACCCGCCAGAAGAAGGAGACCGAUGAGCGGCAGGCACAGCUACAGAAGGUAAAGCAGUAUGAACUGGAGUUCCUGGAGGAACUUCUAAAGCCUCCAAGCCAGGGGGAACUGCCAAGCACCGAGUACCUGCAACCCCCAGCACCUGGCCGCUGUGGCUGCCAGCUCCGCAGCAGCCCCGUGCAACAGGGGCCUGGCAUGUCCCGCGAGCAGAGGCGCAGCUGUGAUUGCAAGCGUAUCUGCCGGGGGGGCCGCCCUCAGGCCCCCCAGACGCCAGUGCCCAGUCUCCGGGGGCGGGAGAAGGACAGGGUUCCCCCUACCCAGAGGCAGCCAGAGGCCGGCCCAGCCUUGAGCCUCAGCAGCCCCAUCAAUGUCAGGCGCAUCCGCUCCACCAGCCUGGAAUCCCGAGAGUGUCGAUCGGACCCUGAGAGUGGUAUAUCAUGCCUGACCACGUGUGCCUCGGGGGGCGAGUGUCUGGGAGCUCCCAACUACAGGAAACUGAUGCGCCGCUACAGUAUCGGUGAGCUGGACCAGGGUGACAGGGCCUCGCUGACCUCGGAUGUCUACCCACACCCACCCCUGGGCAUGCUGCCCCGGGAGGCCAAGGAGGUAGAGGCGGGCCUCCCCCUAGGCUUGGGUACCAAAAGCAAGUCUCCGGAGUCACCCACCCUAGGAGAUCCCUCCUAUGUCCAGGUUGCCCCUGAGACCAAAGGCCCCAGACCAAUGGCUGUGUUCUCACUGCCGGAAGAGGUGUACCGGAAGCCCGCCGAGCUGGACGACGAGAGCGAGAGCAGCAAGUGCUGCUCCAUCCGCUAUUGCUUCUACUACCGCAAGUGCGACAUGGCUGACGAUGCCAGCGACGGCAAGGACGAGCUCUCCUACUCCAUCCCCAUGAAGAUUCUGCCUGGCAUGAAGCUGGAUGAGCAGGUAGUGCCUGUGGUGAGCAGGACCCUGCAGGUACUGGACGCCGCCACCUGCAGCAGCAGCAGCCCCGAGGCGGCCCGCACCCAGGAGAUUGACCUGCGGGCGUCCACCUUUGAGGGGAGCCUGGCAAAGAUCAAUGCCCUGCGGGCCCACGCCUAUGGCCUGCCCGAUGGCUUCCUGGCCGCCCGACUGGAUACCAACGAGCUGCUGACAGUCCUGCGGCAGUGUGUGGCUAGCCCCGAGGCCCGUGCCCCCAAGCCCUAUGUCUCCCAGAUCUCUGAGUACAAGCUUGAACUGGCUCUCAAGUUCAAGGAGCUCCGGGCCUCUUGCCGCCGCGUGGCCAACGUGGACAAGAGCCCGACUCACAUGCUGGCAGCCAUCACAGGCAGCUUCCAGGUGCUGAGCAGCCUCAUUGAGACCUUCGUGCGGCUGGUGUUCAUCGUGCGCUCCGAGGCCCAGCGCCAAGAGCUGCUGGCCAAGGUAGAAGAGGUGGUGAGGAACUACACCUUCCUGCUGCGCGCAGCCGAGGAGUCUACUGCCCGGAACCUUAACCAGCAGCAGCAGCAGCAGCAGCAGCAGCAGCAGCAGCAGCAGCAGCAGCAGCAGGCAGCAGCUGCUAUAGGGGCAGCCCCUGGGCACCCACCAGGCUCCCCAACUUCGGCGACUGUUAUGAGCACAUUCACCCGCUCCUUAAAAACCCUUAUUAAGUAGGGCAUCUGCCCAGGCCUGCCCCCUUCCCCAACACGGCCCCAGGUUUGAGCUUUGUGGUCCUUGCAUCUUGUAGUGAGUGUAUGUGUCUUCUCGGCCAGUCAGGGUCCGAGAGCCUUCAGUGUCCAGGGAGUGCAGCUCCCUGGGCUGAGGCUGUCCCUGAGGGCUCCAGGCCGCCACCGCCCUGGGUAUCCUUGCCCCUUCCCUGGCCUCUGGGCGUCACUGUGAGGGCAAAAGCCCCUUGUCACUACGCCCGCCCCCGAGCUUUAUUUUAUCCCUUCUUUGGGACUGAGAGGUGACAUCAAGCUCACUUCCUGUUCCUUGUGCGGGGAUUGGGGAGCUGGGCCUGAAGCAAGCAGGGCCAUGGGUCUUGAGCUCCUCCUGGCAUCUGCUCCCCUCCAGGGACCAGUGGCAACAGCAGCAGGCCACAGCACCGAGCAGAGGGGAGAGGGCACUCAGCCCAGCUGUGCCCACCCACCCUGGGCUCACCCUCGCCUGUCAGUAGCCACCCCAGAGGGUCUGUGCCCACGUGGUAGGUUUGCAGAAAACGGCCACGCGGGGCUGUCUGUGGCCGGCCCAAUAGGCUGGCAGCCUCGGGGCCCUCACCCCCCAGGCCCGGUAGCUCCACACCAGCCAUCCCCAAAGUGCUCUGCCUGUCGCUUGACGGGCAGGGCGGCUCAGUCCACUAGGGAGCAAGUAUCUGGGAUCAUCCCACUUGUCCUGGGUAAGGUACCUGGUGAAAAUUUCUGCCCUGGGGAGACUCAGUGCAGACCUCAGAGCCCGCCCGGCCCAGCCUGGCCCAGCGCAGGGCUGUCCCUGCAGGCGUGCGGCUCGUCUCUCAACAUCUCUCUACCAGACAGACUGUCCUUAGGAGUUCGACGUAGCUUUGGA